GUAUAAUAUUGUUGGAAUGGAAAUAUCUAGAGCCUUUUAAGAAGUAUUACAAGAGACGCUUAUAUAAGCCUUUGGUUAGUUGUUGUGUCCAUAAAGUCUCAAAGCGGUUGCCUGUAUUUAGGGUUUUACAGAUUUAUUCCAUUUCUAUACACAAUGAGCCGUGUACCGGAGGUGAAGUGGGCCCAAAGGCAAGACAAGGUUUUCAUUACUGUUCUGUUACCUGACUCAAAAAAUGCAAAAGUCAAUCUUGAGCCAGAGGGAGUGUUUACUUUCUCUGCUAGUGCAGGAGCAGAAAACAACCUUUAUGAGAUUAAAUUGGAACUUUUCGAUAAGGUCAAUGUGGAGGAAAGUAAAAUUAAUAUCGGAGUAAGAAGCAUAUUCUGCAUUUUGGAGAAGGCAGAGAAGGGAUGGUGGAAGAAGCUAUUACGUGGAGAUGGCAAGGCACCGCAUUAUGUCAAAGUUGAUUGGGACAAAUGGGUGGAUGAAGAUGAAGAUAAUGGUCUAGGUGAUUUGGAUCUUGGAGGGAUGGACUUUUCGAACUUUGGUGGCAUGGGCGGCAUGGGCGGCAUGGGUGGCAUGGGCGGCAUGGGCGGCAUGGGUGGCAUGGGUGAUGAUGGAAUGGGUGACAUUGAAGAUAGUGAUGAUGAAGAAGUAGCAGACCCAGGGGAGCAAGGAAUCGGCACAGCAUCCGAAGAAACAAAGCCAGACAAGGAAGGUGAAAAUUCGGAAGCUAAUAAGGAAGCUGCUUCAAGCACAUGAUGUUGUGGUAGUUGGGAAUGUCGGCUGCCAUAAUCUCUGACUUCAGCAUAAAAUUUUCAGUCUGUCUGAGGGGAUCAAUGAGUGUGUGUCUUAUUACAUGCCAGAACUCUAACUUGGAUUAGGAUGUUGUUUUUUUUUUCUUGUCACUGCAUGAUUAAGAGUGAAAACAUUAUUUAGGUCAUAUUUACAUCCUAAAAACAAUUCCAUUGUUAACAUUUCAUAUUUAAAAUUAGACUAGCUUGCUGGUUUGUGUGGA
Molecule: messenger RNA, 1015 nt
Organism: Mangifera indica (mango)
Lineage: Eukaryota; Viridiplantae; Streptophyta; Magnoliopsida; Sapindales; Anacardiaceae
Exons: 6
Coding region: 154-759 (201 amino acids)
Biological process (GO): chaperone-mediated protein complex assembly; protein folding
Cellular component (GO): nucleus; cytosol
Molecular function (GO): protein-folding chaperone binding; Hsp90 protein binding
Source: RefSeq, a predicted model, not a curated record